ACACACACACACUGAUGAUGACAACAUGAUUUGAUUGCUCGUUGCAUCUGCAUCCUGUGAGUUUUAUAAGUCGAGUCAGACACGAGGGAACGAGGACGUUUGUAUAAGUUUGGAUUUUGAUCGAAAUUAGUGACGCUGCUGAAACAAUCACACCAUGAACUGUGUGAGCAGAGGAGGCUGCUACCUGGUGAACUCCUACUGUGAGCUGCAGGAGGACAACCAGUGGAAGAAGGAGAGCUACCAAGCAUGUUGGCUGAGCCUGGUCCUUGAAACAAGGCCACAAUACAAGCUGACACUCUCAGAGGCCGACAGCAUUCAAAGAGUGAGUUACAAGCAGCAACAGGUGGUCCACUUCAUGGUCCAGAGGAGUCCCAGCCAGACGCUGCAGCUGGGCAGCAACAGCGGAGCCAUGACAAAGCACCAGCUACCUUUUUUCAAAAGCGGUGGGGACCUACAUCAUACCACACUCACCGGUGGGUCCACAGAACAACAGCCAGUCCAAGGAGUGGAUAAAGAGGAAGUGAUAACUCAGAACCUCGUCAAGCCAGUCAGAGUGAACUUCAGAGCCUCGAGCCUGAUGUCCUCGCCGAGGGAAGUCUCUCACCGGGUGCAGAAGAGGGAGUGAAAGGAGGUGGAGGGUGUUAACUGCAGUUCAAAAAAUAUAACAUAGCUGCUUCAAUUAGUAAUUUACAUAUUAGUCAGUUUAAAGCUAUUGUAUAGUGUGAAAACAUUUGUAUAAACAACUUAAACUGUGACUGUUACCUCCUGAGGAUGAGCCCCACAAGUCUUGUUGUCAUGUAUGACAAACCCUUAUAUCUCAUCUGUUAAGUAACUUUUUUUUGGAAGUAGUAACAUCCAAACAAGAAACUUGUAUUCUUCUGAGGAGUGUUCAUUUAUUUUAAGAGAUUUACAGAAUGUUCCCCCCCUUCCGAUUAAAUGAUCAAAACAUGUAAUGAUGCUGUGCUGAGGAUAAAUGAUGAUGAUGAAAUGUGAUAUACUCUAUUGUAGAUAUGAACAAAUUCUGACAGAUUCUUUACAGUGAUUGUAAACUAUGUUCCAGGAAGAAAUGACACAUUUGUCAAUCAUUUCAAUGCCUCCCAGAGCUUCAUGAAACAUUGUCUGGAACCUUAUUUUGCCUCCUGUUUGACUGUUCAAUAAUUCUCACUCUUGAUCUUGAUCUUGAUCUUGAGGAAAGCGUGAGCUGAUAUUAUUGCUUUAGUAAACCUAAAAUCUCUGGCAAUAUUUUUGAGAUUGUGAAGAAACAAGAACUCCUUUCACCAAAGAUUUAUUAGGAUAUCACAGAAUGAUAAGAGUCAGUACAUUUGAACCUAUUGUAUUAUAUCCAGCACUUAUUCACCAGGUUGUGGUCAUAACAGUGUAGAGAGGCUUGUGUAAAUGCUACAGCUUUAAUUAACCCUUUGUAGUACAUGCACCUUCAAUGUCCCGCUUCCCUGAUAGUUAAAAAAAAUCCCUAAAAUCAGCACUGAAGACUCAAAACGUAAAACCAGCGAUCAGAAACAGACACACUAUCAUACAUAGCUACACAUCUGAGUGUAAGGAGAGACAGAUAGAUGGAUGGAAACCUCAAUUUAUAGACAAAAGAAAAGUAAAAAAAUCUAAUUAAUGGAUAUCCUGAUAAUAUUUCCGACAAUAGUCCAUACACAUAUUAAAGCCUGGUAUCAACACGAUCCCCAAAAGAUGUUAAUGAUUUUCCUUCAAAAUAUUCUCAAUAAUACUCUGUUUUUCCCCCCUGAAGAUGUGUGUGUGUAUUAUCACUUUGGGAACAGUUACUUGAGGCCUUAAAUGCAUAGCCGAGAUGGAGAAACAAACGUUAUUAGACAUAUGAAUCGACAUCUGCACCUCUCAGUAAUUGAAGGCACUCAGAGAAUGUGAAUUAAAAUCGACACAAACGAUCUGACAACAUUGUCCAAAGGGGUAAACGGAAUAAAAAUACAUUUCCUUGCGUUUAACAUCAGAUAUAAAUCCAAUAAGGAUAUCAC
Larimichthys crocea (large yellow croaker) is the source of this 2000-nucleotide messenger RNA. Its product is annotated as telethonin. Lineage: Eukaryota; Metazoa; Chordata; Actinopteri; Sciaenidae. Gene Ontology annotation, biological process: sarcomerogenesis; skeletal muscle thin filament assembly; detection of muscle stretch. The transcript has 2 exons. Bases 155 to 625 code for a protein of 156 amino acids. The record is from RefSeq and is a predicted model, not a curated record. Gene Ontology annotation, molecular function: titin Z domain binding; protein-macromolecule adaptor activity; titin binding. Gene Ontology annotation, cellular component: Z disc.